Molecule: messenger RNA, 2164 nt
Organism: Mesoplodon densirostris (Blainville's beaked whale)
Lineage: Eukaryota; Metazoa; Chordata; Mammalia; Artiodactyla; Ziphiidae
Gene: FAM131A
Product: family with sequence similarity 131 member A
Exons: 7
Coding region: 725-1570 (281 amino acids)
Source: RefSeq, a predicted model, not a curated record
AGCUGAAACCUAUGGCUUCAAGGUCUCAUCUUGAAAAGAGAACCCUGGACACAAUGAGGUUUUCUGUCCCCAUGCAGUAUGACCGGUAGCACGGCCCCAGUGAGUCUUCGUCCGUGCCCCGUCCCUUCGGUUCCCACCCCUCCUGCCUUCAGGUCACUCCGCAGUCAGGUCUGGGAGCAGAGGACGAGCUUUUCUCGCCGGACUCGGCCCCAGACCCCCUCUGUGUAGCUGUGACGUCCGCUUCGCCCCGCCCGCAUUGGGUGGUGACGCGGGGGUGGGUACGCCCCCGCGCUUACGUCACCAGCCCGGUUCCCUCUCCCGGGAGCGUUGGCGGACGCGCGGCUCCCACCCCCUCCCCUCUCACGGGCUCUCCCCUCCCCGGUGGCGGCCGCGGCCCGACCCUCUGCAAGGCGAUGGCCCGGGCCCCGAGCGCGGGCUAGCGUGCCUGGGUGCCCGGCCAUGGGCUGUAUCGGCUCUCGGAGCCCGGCGGGUCAGGCAUUUCUGGGGACCACCAGCUGGCUGAGGCUCAGGGACAGAGACGGCUGCUCCAGCUAAAGUGGCCUCGGAUCCGGCGUGGGCUGUGGAGUGGAUCGAACUUCCUCGGGGCCUCUCUCUAUCUUCCUUGGGAUCUGCUCGGACCCUCCGAGGCUGGAGCCGGUCCUCCCGCCCUUCCUCAGUGGACAGCCAGGACUUGCCAGAGGUGAAUGUUGGAGACACAGUCGCGAUGCUGCCCAAGUCCCGAAGAGCCCUAACUAUCCAGGAGAUCGCUGCGCUGGCCAGAUCCUCCCUGCAUGGUAUUUCCCAGGUAGUGAAGGACCACGUGACCAAGCCCACUGCCAUGGCCCAGGGCCGAGUGGCUCACCUCAUUGAGUGGAAGGGCUGGAGCAAGCCAAGUGACUCGCCCGCUGCCCUAGAAUCAGCCUUUUCCUCCUACUCAGACCUCAGUGAGGGUGAACAAGAGGCUCGCUUUGCAGCAGGAGUGGCCGAGCAAUUCGCCAUUGCAGAAGCCAAGCUCCGGGCGUGGUCAUCAGUGGAUGGGGAGGACUCCACCGAUGAGUCCUAUGAUGAGGACUUUGCUGGGGGAACUGACUCAGACAUGGCUGGGCAGCUGCCCCUGGGGCCCCACCUGCAGGACCUCUUCACCGGCCACCGAUUCUCCCGGCCUAUGCGCCAGGGCUCCGUGGAACCCGAGAGCGACUGCUCGCAGACCGUGUCCCCAGAGACCCUGUGCUCUAGUCUGUGCAGCCUGGAGGACGGGCUGUUGGGCUCCCCGGCCCGCCUGGCUUCCCAGCUGCUGGGCGACGAGCUGCUCCUCGCCAAACUGCCCCACAGCCGGGAAAGUGCCUUCCGCAGCCUGGGCCCAUUGGAGGCCCAGGACUCGCUCUACAACUCGCCCCUCACAGAGUCCUGCCUUUCUCCCGCUGAGGAGGAGCCAGCCCCCUGCAAGGACUGCCAGCCGCUCUGCCUGCCGCCAGCGAGCAGCUGGGAACGGCAGCGGCAAGCCUCUGACGUAGCUUCUUCUGGGGUGGUGUCCUUAGACGAGGAUGAGGUGGAGCCAGAGGAACAGUGACCCAAAUCAUGCCCGGUGGUGGCAUGUGUCCCCUGGCCGCUGCUGGGGGCAGAGCCUCUGUGCCCAAGCACGGGCGAGGCUUCCAGCAGAGCUCCAAAGCCUGGAGGGCUCCUGGGAGCACUCACUCCUCCAUUGUGUGUUUGCAUGAAAGUGUUCAGAGGAGGCAGGGGCCAGGCUGGGGGCGCAUGUCCUGCCCCCACUCCUGGGGUUUGCCGGGGGUUGCCCGGGGCCCCUGGGGCAUGGCUACAGCUGUGGCAGACAGUGAUGUUCAUGUUCUUAAAUCAAAACCACCACGUGCACAUUUCCCCCUCGGGUGAUGUGAACCCCUACGGGGACAGCUGUGACUGGGCUGCGGGGGGUGGAGCGGGAGGGAGCCCUGCCUCCCCGCCCCCGCCCCCUGCCUCUCCUCUGCUUCUCUCCUCACCUCCGAGUCCAUGUGUAGUGCUUGACAGAAUUGCCCCCGCCCGGGGUGGGGGGCCGGCUCUGACCCUCCUGGAGCCUCUGGAUUGAGCUGUCCCCCCAAGGUCCCCUCGCCCAGCUGGGCUCGUGCUGUGCUUCACCUGUCCAUCAUCUCUAAAUCUUCUUUUUCCUAAA